AUGCAACAUGCAACUCCGCCGAUUCCCUUGCAAUGGAACUUCUGCCACACUUCACACAGUUUUGACCGGGCUGUGCUGCGUAAAAUGGAUUUUGUUCUUAAAAAACCUCAGGUUGUGCCGUCACACGCAAAUAUCCAGCGCCGUGUCGAGUACCUGGUCGAGGGAGAGCCACGAAUGGGCGACAUUGGUAGUUGUCUUUUGGGCGAGCUCACGGAUCAGGGAAGAUUAAACAUGCUGCGUAUUGGACACAAUAUCCGCUCUUUGUAUGUUGGAAAGCUACACCUUCUUCCUGCUCAGCUGCAUGUGACCGAUGCAGACCGAGUCUAUUUCCGUACUACGGACAUGACGCGCACGACGCAGAGUCUCGAGCAGGUCGUCACCGGUUUCUUUGGCUCUUCCAUGGGACAACCUGGCUCACUUAUUCCGUCUAUCAAUGUGCGGAACAAUGUGGACGAAGACAUGCUCCCAAACUCGCGGCCGUGUGCAAAGCUUGCGCUGAUGAUGCGGCGCUUUUCCAAGGAGGCAGCCACAAUUUAUAACCCGCAGCUUGCCGAGCUGGACAAUGCGAUCUGUCCGCAUAAUGACGGUGUACCGCCGCGUGUGGAUGGGCAACCGAAACUAAGUGGCUUGAUUGAUACUGCGCGCGCAGCAAUGGCGCACAAAGUUCCGAUUCCGCAUCCCUUCAGCCAGCCGGUCGUGGUCGAUUUGAUGGAGAAAGCAGUUGUGCACGAGUGGUUUGCGGGGUAUGAAACUGCAGACUUGAACGAGCGCAGGCAGUACCGUCGCUUAGCGAUGGGUGCUUUUUCCGGCUCCUUGUACGACAAGUUUGCUCGAAGGGUGGUCUUAGGUGACAAGGAUCCACUCCGGCUGAGCUUGUACUUGGGCCACGACGCUACCUUGAUUGGAUUGCUGCAUGUGAUGGACUGUUUCAAUGGCAAGUGGCCUGCAUUUGCGGCGAGCCUCUCCAUGGAACUGUUCCGUAAUAUGAUCGAGGCCACGCCACCUGAGCCGGAUGGCGCGCCGCUCAGUAAGGUCGAAGGAAAGGGCUUUUAUGUGCGCUGUCGCUACGGUGACGAAACUCUCUUCCUUCCGGCGUGUGCGCCUGCUGAUAAGCACUUUGCUGACAAAUCGGAAUUUUGCACGCUGGACGCCUUCCGGCAGGCUAUGGUGGAUAAUAUGCAGCCUGCGGAUGGAAGCAGUAUUGCACAAGAAUGUGCUGUGGCUCUGUGA
Malassezia vespertilionis is the source of this 1230-nucleotide messenger RNA. RefSeq names its product acid phosphatase. The coding region runs from base 1 to 1230 and encodes 409 amino acids. Lineage: Eukaryota; Fungi; Basidiomycota; Malasseziomycetes; Malasseziales; Malasseziaceae. Gene Ontology annotation, molecular function: phosphatase activity. The record is from RefSeq and is a predicted model, not a curated record. The transcript has a single exon. Gene Ontology annotation, biological process: dephosphorylation.